Aspergillus affinis is the source of this 1242-nucleotide messenger RNA. Its product is annotated as ubiquitin C-terminal hydrolase 37. The record is from RefSeq and is a predicted model, not a curated record. Gene Ontology annotation, cellular component: cytoplasm. Gene Ontology annotation, biological process: protein deubiquitination; ubiquitin-dependent protein catabolic process. The coding region runs from base 1 to 1242 and encodes 413 amino acids. Gene Ontology annotation, molecular function: cysteine-type deubiquitinase activity. NCBI's taxonomy places the organism in Eukaryota, Fungi, Ascomycota, Eurotiomycetes, Eurotiales, Aspergillaceae. The transcript has 6 exons.
AUGAAUCAUAAUUCGACCCGAAAGAAGUCGAAUGUCCAGGAAUCAUCUGGGAUUACCCACCUUAGCAAUGACUUAUGUGGUUCAGCAACUACGCAGGAGAAGGAACGGUGGAAUGGUUUCUGUGAAAUAGAAUCCGAGCCAGCUCUAUUCAAUGUAAUGCUUCGGGAAUUUGGCGUCGAGGGAGUAAAGGUCCAAGAGGUUGUGUCCUUGGAUGAGGAUAUGAUGGCAGGCUUAAGCAAGCCUGUUUACGGGUUGGUAUUCUUGUUUCGGUGGCGCGAGGAUGAUCCCAACAAGCAGGAAGCGAGCUGUCCCGAAGGGCUUUGGUUUGCGAAUCAGACAGCAAGUAAUGCUUGCGCGAGUGUUGCUCUCCUGAACAUUGUCAACAACAUCGAAGGAAUCGAGCUUGGCGAGAAUCUGCAGCAUUUCAAAGAAUUUACAAUGCCCUUUACGCCUGCAUUAAGGGGCGAUGCCAUCAACAAUUUCGAGUUCGUCAAGCAAAUCCACAACUCAUUUGCGCGUAAAAUGGAUAUUCUCAAUUCCGACCUUAUGCUCAAAAGUGAAGCGACUUCCAAACGAUCGCGCUCAGCUAAACACACUAAGGAUGAAUCCGAAACGGAUGCAGGAUUUCAUUUUAUUGCAUUUGUGCCCGCCCUGGGAACAGUAUGGAAGUUCGAUGGCCUCGAGCGCCAGCCCCAUGCGCUUGGGAAGUACACGUCGCACACGGAUUGGUUAGACCUGGUGAAGCCCAACAUUCGCACCAGAAUGGAAGAAUACGAAGAAGGACAGAUUGAGUUUUCAAUUCUGAGUCUUGCCAAAGAUCCGCUUCUUGAUCUUGUAGACCGAUUAGCUACCAAUGUGAGACAUCUGGAAUCAGUUAACCAGCGCCUGAUCUCUUCCCAGCAGGGAGGAACGGGCUUCGACUCGGCGUUGGAGGACCGUCUUCAAAACGCGGUUCUUGGACCCGACGAAACCUAUGGUCUAACCAGGGAGCGCAUCGACCAAGCCAAGAUUCCUGCAGAGCGGGAGGCUGAGUACGAUACCUACUCCAUCCAGGACCUGGCUGAGCAUCAGGGGCAGCUGGCGGCUGAACAACAAUUCCUCCGAGCUGCAAUCCGUGAAGAGCAACAGGCCCUCCAAGCCGAUGCCGAUUACGUGGCGGGGAGAAGAUAUGACUACGGGCCCGCUGUCAGGGCGUGGGUGCGCUCCUUGGCCCGGAAAAAGGUCCUUGAGGACUUAAUCUGA